This is a messenger RNA of Trachymyrmex cornetzi, 870 nucleotides long. Its product is annotated as lysM and putative peptidoglycan-binding domain-containing protein 3. The transcript is spliced from 3 exons. The coding region runs from base 24 to 809 and encodes 261 amino acids. NCBI's taxonomy places the organism in Eukaryota, Metazoa, Arthropoda, Insecta, Hymenoptera, Formicidae. The record is from RefSeq and is a predicted model, not a curated record.
AUUAUUCUAAGUAUGAUCGCAUUAUGCCGCAAAAAUUAAUGAAUUCGACGUUCGAGGAACAGAAAAGUGUUAGGCAGACGGUCCAUCUGCGUGGAAGAGAAAGUUCCCCGUAUUAUGUGUUUUUACACUCGGAUGAUGAAGGUAGCACAGACGAGGAUAACAUCUCUUUACAAACUAUCAAACGACCUACAUCAUUAUGUCGAAAAAUUCAGGUGAUCAAUGUGCAAAUAAAACCUGAAGAUACUCUGCAAGCAUUAGCUCUUCGAUACAGAUGCACAAUAUCUGAAUUGAAAAGAAUUAAUAAAAUCGACAAAGAGAAUGAAAUAUAUGCUAAGCCUUAUAUUAAGGUUCCCGUACAACCAUUCUCUAUUUUAACUGAGACGUCGCAUGAAAGUCAAGGCAAUAAUAAUGCUAUCACCAUGUCUGAGCAAUGCCAAGAGGAAGCACCUGCGAUAACGGAUGAACAAUUAAUAGACUUAAGUGUCACAUCGACAAGCACGGAGUCCUCAAACACGGAAAUUAAUACGAUUAUACUGAAUUCAGUGUGUGAACCUCUAUCAUCCUACAACGGUGCCAAUACUCCUGAAAUUUUUCACACAGAGCACGAUGCGUUACUUGAUGAUGUUGAGAAUACAGAAAUAGCUGAAUCCUGUGAAACAAAUAUGUUCAAAUGUUCGGGCGAUAACUGGGGAUUGUCCUGGACACAAUUGCUCGUAUUCUCAUUAUUAUUAAGUUUUGCAGGGCCUAUUAUAUACAUACUUUAUAUAGCGGAAUAUUCAGCUAAAACAAAUAUAACUGUAAGUAACUGAUAUUUCGUGUAAAGGAUUAUAUAAGGAUAGAAAGUCACAGGAUAAGAAUAUACGUUUUGAC